Molecule: messenger RNA, 794 nt
Organism: Morus notabilis
Lineage: Eukaryota; Viridiplantae; Streptophyta; Magnoliopsida; Rosales; Moraceae
Product: LOB domain-containing protein 25
Exons: 1
Coding region: 42-551 (169 amino acids)
Source: RefSeq, a predicted model, not a curated record
CAAUUAGUACUCUCUUUUGGUUUAGCAGAUCAAUAUCAGAUAUGGCUUCAUCAAGUUACUCAAACUCUCCCUGCGCCGCCUGCAAGUUCUUGAGGAGAAAAUGCAUGCCGGAUUGCAUUUUCGCCCCGUAUUUCCCGCCCGAGGAGCCGCAGAAAUUCGCAAACGUUCACAAGAUUUUCGGGGCGAGCAACGUCAGCAAACUCCUCAAUGAGGUUCUUCCUCACCAAAGAGAGGACGCCGUGAACUCUCUAGCCUAUGAGGCGGAGGCGCGGAUGAAGGAUCCGGUCUACGGCUGCGUCGGCGCCAUCUCAGUCCUCCAAAGGCAGGUGAUCCGCCUCCAAAAGGAACUGGACGCAACAAAUGCUGAUCUAAUGCGUUAUGCGUGCAAUCAUGAAAUGCCGCCUUCUCAAUCUGAGAGGAGGAACAAUAAUAAUAUGGGUGGCUCUUCUCACCAUUUUGGUCAAAACUCUGGAGGCUUGUAUUUUGCUUGUCCAUGGAGUACUGACCAUGAUCCAUGUGGAGACCAGAGAGGAGGUGGAGGUAAUAUGUAAGCUGGUUAGGGUUUCUCCUUGUAUACGUACGUAGAUUAGUAUAAAUAUGGUAUAAUUGGAUAUAUUCCUGUAUUAAGGAUAGGUCUUGGUCUACGUACUUGUAAAAAAACUAUAACUUUCUUUGCUUCAUAUCAUGUUAUUGGUCGGUGCUGUUUUUCAUGUAUGAUGAUUUUGAUUGAGAAGUCCUUGCUAGGUAGAAUGUUAAUUUUUUUUUUCUUCUUCUUGUGUACAUAUAGAGGAUAA